Molecule: messenger RNA, 3254 nt
Organism: Bufo bufo (common toad)
Lineage: Eukaryota; Metazoa; Chordata; Amphibia; Anura; Bufonidae
Gene: NBN
Product: nibrin
Exons: 16
Coding region: 65-2395 (776 amino acids)
Biological process (GO): mitotic G2 DNA damage checkpoint signaling; telomere maintenance; double-strand break repair via homologous recombination
Cellular component (GO): Mre11 complex; nucleus
Molecular function (GO): damaged DNA binding; protein binding
Source: RefSeq, a predicted model, not a curated record
CUUCCCGUGACGUCACGCAUAACCUGGAGCAGCACCUUACUACGCGCUGCCGAAUGUAGCCACAAUGUGGAGGCUGGAGAGGGAGAGUGCGGGAGCAGGAGUCGCCUAUCGCUUUCUCGCUGGCACUGACUACAUUGUGGGGAGGAAGAACUGUGCCAUCCUGAUUGAAGAUGACCAGUCCAUUAGCAGGGCUCAUGCAGCAUUUUCUGUUAGCCACCGGCCCUCCAGCCUGAGUCACCCAGACAUAAUCCCCGUUCUAACCAUUAGAGACUCUUCAAAAUACGGCACUUUCAUUAAUGGAGAAAGGAUGGAGGUCAGCAGUUCUAGAUCCUUAAAUUCUGGAGACAAGAUCACAUUUGGUGUUUAUAACAGCAAGUUCAGGGUCAUAUAUGAGCCCCUAGUGGUUUGUUCCUCAUGCCUAAAUGACUCCGAGAAGACUACUUUAACGCAGUCGCUACUGACUUUAGGAGGCCAUCUUGUGAAUAACUGGACACAGAAAUGCACACACCUGGUUAUGACUUCUGUUAAAGUUACUAUCAAGACGUUAUGUGCAUUGAUCUGUUGCAGAUCUAUCAUUAAACCAGAAUACUUCAGUGAGAUGAGGGAAGCCAUUCAGCAGAAGAAAUCACUACCUGCACUUGCAAGUUUCAUUCCUAUAAUUGAUGAACCAUCUUUGCAGUCUGAGUCCUUGGAUCUUUCAGAAAACCCAAAGCGGAGAACAGUUUUCAAGAACAAGACUUUCCUUUUUUUAACAGCAAAGCAGCACAAGAAAUUGAGCACCCCAGUUCACUUAGGAGGGGGCAAGACAAAGCUACUGACUGGAGAACUGGACGACGAGACCCGGCUAGAAGAUCCCAAUGUUUGUGUUAUUGAUGUGGGUAUAGGAGAGUCACAGUCUUCAGAGUCGCAGGGUCUCCCGACCUGGAUCCGAUCUAUAGUGGACGUACUGCAAAGUAAGGGCCUGAGAGCUAUUCCUGAAGCUGAAAUUGGUUUAGCCGUUAUCUACAUGUCAACAGAAAUGUACUGCAAUCCUCUACAAGGCUCCGUGAAUAGAGAUGAAACUGGAAAAAGUGCCAAAGGUAAUAUCCUGGGAUCUACGCAGUCUUCCAGCAUGGCCAUUGAUGAGACUGUGUUGCCAGCAGCCACGUUCAGCACCACGGCUUAUGUGGCCGACACAGAGCCACAAAGCCACACAGAUGAGUGGAUGGACGUCAGUGGGGUUCGCGAAGUUAAAGAGACCCCCAAAAGUAAUCGCAGCUGUAAAACCAAUCAGAGGAAGGAUCGGGAUGGGGAAGCCGGGGUCAGUGGUGACUGCAGGACCGCCCUGUUUCAGGAACACCUCCAUCAGGCAGAUGAAAGGCCACGACCGUCAUCACAAGCUGAAACCCCCUCCUCAAAUAGACAGAGAGUAUCUCAGAAAAUGGAGCCCUCCAAUAAAAUACAGAAUUAUUUCCAGCCCGUGGCCAAGAAACGAGACCGAGAAGAAGAAGGAGAAACUUCUACUGUCAAAUUGUGUAGACUGGAGAAAGUGACUUCUCAAUGUUCUCAUCCAACAAAGGAAAAUGUGCCCCCAAAACAGAAAACUGCAGAUACAGCCCCCAUUAAUGACCUGGAUACCGAUCUGCCUAUAGGGACAGUUGGUCCUUCUGGUGGGAGACUUGAUAGAGCAUAUAGUCAGGAUAAGAUGGACACAACAGUAACCAGUCAAUCAAAGGACUCCUUCAUGAAGAAGAGGAAGGAGCCUGAGGAUGUGGUGGAUGAGUCUGACUUAGAAAAUGAGGAUAAAAGUGGUGAUGAGAUAAAAGAUAAAAAAAACACUAAAAGCAAUGUCAGCCAAGUGAAAAGGCCUCGCGUGGAAACUACUGAAGACUUUGAAGACGACUUUGGAGAAGACUUUGGGGAAGACUUUGAGGAUGACUUUAACAUGGAAACCUUGGACAAAAAAGAGAGAGCCACAGUGCCAGCAGCGGGUGUCCAGACAAUAAAGACUGAGCCGGACAUCAAACAGGAACCUAUAUCUCAGCAUGAAGAAGCAAAAAUGCCUUUCCGACCAAAACAAGAAAAUGAUGAUGGGCUCCCGAGUAGACUCUUGGCAUCGGAGUUCCGAUCUUUAGUUGUUAGUCGGCCAGCAAGAAACAGUGAGACCAUCAUCAAAGACAAUCGAGAGAAUGUGGCUAAUUUCAAGAAGUUCAGGAAGAUAACAUAUCCAGGAGCUGGAGGCUUUCCUCACAUCAUUGGAGGCUCUGAUCUAAUUGCACAUGACAGGAAGAAGAACUCGGAGCUAGAACAGUGGCUGCGCCAGGAAAUGGAGGAGCAAACUCAACAGGCCAGAGAACAGUCACUGGCCGACGAUCUUUUCAGGUAUAAUCCUAAAACGGUCAAAAGAAGACGUUAAGGAGACUUUUGAUCAGAAGAAGAAGACGUCUUAAGUAAAACUGAUAAAACUAAUGUUCAACGUGUUGAUCUGUAAAGUGAUCAUUGUCUCAUAUAGUAAUGGACCCAAGGGUCUGUUCAACUGAACAGUGUUAGGAGUCAUGUCUAUGACCAAUAUGAGUGGGCCAUAAGUCUUCUCUACAUAUGCAGUGGUCUAUCCGCCCCCUGCGUAUAGGACCAGGUCUCUUCAGGUUAGAGUUAGUUUUCCACUUCUGCGACUGUAUGGUGACGUCCACAUGAAGGAAUCGGGAAGGUUGUAGGCACCUUCCAAUAUCUUGUUGGUUUCCAUUAAUCUAAACCAAGAAAUGAAUGCGAGAGAAAAAUGUAAAUGUUUUUACUACGCCAAACUUUCUGUAAGCUGCUGCAAUAAAGAUGCAGAAGAAAAGACAUGGAUCCGUUUACUGUCACCCAUGCUGUGGAUGAAGGAUUCUGAUGCAGGCAGAGGUGAAGGACCCUGAGCCCAGACAUUUUUGCAAACCUUUCCUUACACAUAUAUUUACUUCUGGCACAUCCCAGCUGAAUCCUACAUAGUCUGCAGCUGUUCUGAGUUGAAAUAAUUAAAUAAUUUACACUUAAAAUGACCACUUGACACAAUGUUCACUUUCUAGAUUCUUGAUGGCUUGUGAGUCCACUAGAUACUUCUCAAGCUGGCAAUGUUAUUAUAUCUGGUGUCCGCCACCUACAGAUACACAGUAUAAGGAACAGAGUUAGGCAAAGACCAUGUCCACGUAACUAGCAACUUUUCUUAGAACUCUGUUGUGUUCUUCCUCCUGGAAAUGUAUGAAUAAACUUACAGCUGGAUGUUACCGUUGCCCUUCUAA